Molecule: messenger RNA, 1796 nt
Organism: Astyanax mexicanus (Mexican tetra)
Lineage: Eukaryota; Metazoa; Chordata; Actinopteri; Characiformes; Acestrorhamphidae
Exons: 2
Coding region: 183-1316 (377 amino acids)
Source: RefSeq, a predicted model, not a curated record
UGACCCUGUUACAGCAUAGUGAGCUUGCUGACACCUAUCCCUUGACAGCAUAUUUUGUGGGAUGCAAGCGCAUGGUGACAUUGAAACGUCACAUUGUUUGUCAGUGCUAGGUAAAAUUACUCAGCACUUGCGUAAUUCAAGGUUUUUGGUUUAUCUCUUUUUUUUUCUCCCUAUUCUCUCUCAUGCAGAUGAAUUCAGUUGUUUUGAAAGUUAUUAUAGAACACAGAAGUGAGAAGCUUAUACUGUCAUCUGGAAUACCAAGUACUGUUGAGCAAUUACAUGAAACUGUGAAAGGGACAUUUGGACUCAUUGAGGAUUUUGUCCUGCAUUACUUGGAUGAGGACUUUGGUGAUUACUUCACUCUCCAUUCUACUAGCCAGAUUAAACACAAGGGGACAAUUAAAGUUGUGGUAAUUCCAUCAGUAGUGCUUGCACUCACUGGUUUGACUGAAAACCAGAGUGAUGUUAGUGAUCUAAAUAACAUUACAAACUCUGUUACUGAUGCAAGGGGAGAAUGCCAGAUGGAUAAUACAUCAGUGUCUACACAAGACACUAUUCUGCUAUACCCUUGUGAAAGCACCCAUAGAACAUUAUGGCCAGAUGAAAUCUUCAUUCCUCUUUUCUCUGGGGCAACCGAGGCAAUUCUGAGGAACGCCAAUGAAGAAUUUCUCCGAAAUGGUGCUUUGCUGAACCAUACUCGGGUAAAGUCUGAAAUAAUGGAAAAAUUAGCAGACUAUAUGUACAGCUACACAGCCUACCCCACAGGCCUUCAGAUUGGUCAGGUAGCAGAGGCUUUAGUAAAAAAGCACCCAUGUCUGACAGAACCAGCCAGUCGUAAUGGAUGGAUAGGAUGGAUGUAUAGUCUCAAGUACAAGAUGGGAAAUUACAGAUCAAAGCUCAGAAGUUUUGGAUUCCCUGAGGUUACCUGCAACUCACUUAAGAACAAGCACCCUGAUGAUCAGUCUCCUGCAAAAAAUAUAAAGAAAGCAAGGAAAGGAGAGGUGCUGUUUCUUCCACACUAUCCAGUAGGAGACAACAAGGAACAGCAAGAGCUGGACCGAUGUCAAUUAAUUGCCGAAUCAAAGAAGAAAGACAGCACAGCCAUCAAGGACUUGAUGUGUAGAACAUUCGCACAUAGAAGACAUGAUGUCGUUACCCUACAGAUGAGCAUCAAAGACCUCAAGAACAGAUGGCCUGCCUUGUUUAAUGUCUCGCAAGUCAGUGCAGAGUUUCAGAGAAUCACCACACUGACUCUCGAGCCAAAGUUCUUUUCAAUGUUGGAUCGCUAUUCUCCUAAAUUGCUGUCCCUGUUCUAGGGCUGGACCCGAAUAUUCGGGUAUUCGGAUAUUCGUUCGUUGAGUAGGUAUUCGGUUUUUAAUUUUGGUAUUCGGAUAUUCGUUUUUUUUCUCCUUUCCAGAGUUCCACCUCACUCUAACCACUUCUGUUCUCGCGGGUCCCGUCAGAAUAUCUUGCGCGCGGGACAGAACUGAACUGUUAUUGGCUGGAGCAGGAGUUUAAUCCAGACGAUGCGGGAGCAAAUUAAUAAGAAAACUGUAAUAAUUGUAAAAAAAUUAAAAUUAAAAAAACCUAAAGAAAACUCUCAACGCGCAGGAUGGACCGACACACACACGCACACACCGAUGGUGUUUGGACUGGGGUAAGGAACGGGACCGCACUAUUCAGCGCUGCUGUUUUAAUAAAUAUAUAAGUAAAUUUGAAGCAUUAAAUGUAGUUUAUUUAAUUUAUAUUAGGAACGUGGGGCGGGAGCGGCAGAAAUGUGUAUGUGGCGGGCGGGC